This is a messenger RNA of Alnus glutinosa, 925 nucleotides long. RefSeq names its product GCN5-related N-acetyltransferase 9. Gene Ontology annotation, molecular function: N-acetyltransferase activity. Lineage: Eukaryota; Viridiplantae; Streptophyta; Magnoliopsida; Fagales; Betulaceae. The record is from RefSeq and is a predicted model, not a curated record. Bases 111 to 707 code for a protein of 198 amino acids. Gene Ontology annotation, biological process: protein acetylation. The transcript has 6 exons.
GACAAGGCGUUCAGAUCUCUCUGCCUCUCUGCGUCUGUGGCCUGUGGGACAAGACAAUGGGCUUUGAGCGAGCAGCGAAAAACUGAGGGCGAGCGAGCAAAAGUCAAAAGAUGGAGAAAAAGAGAGUGAGUUUGGAGGGAAAGAAGGUGAUGAUGGUACCGUACAUGGAAGCACACGUGCCAAAAUACCAUGAGUGGAUGCAAGACCCGGCUCUCCUUCAAGCCACCGGCUCUGAGCCCCUCACCCUUGACCAGGAGUUCCACAUGCAGCUCUCCUGGACCCAAGACCCCCAGAAGCAGACUUUCAUUGUAUUGGAUAAGGAGAUGGUCGUUGGAGAGUUCAUUCAUGGAGACCCCCAUGUUGAAGCCAUGGUUGGUGAUGUGAACCUAUACAUGAACGACUUGGAUGAUCCCCAUAUGGCAGAAAUUGAGAUAAUGAUUGCUGAACCGAAAAGUCGGGGUAAAGGACUUGGAAAGGAAUCUAUCUUGAUUAUGAUGGCCUUUGCAGUUGAGAACUUAGGGAUCUGCAUCUUCCGCGCUAAAAUUGGAGACUCAAACGGAGCAUCUCUUACCUUGUUCCAGAAAUUGGGAUUCAAAGAGGCUUCUUAUAGUGAAAUCUUUAAAGAGGUGACUUUGGAGUUACAAGUAACAAAGCCCAGGCAUGAGGAGCUGCUGAAUUUGUUGGGUAAUGUCAUUACACAUACAUAGGCCUAGGGGUGUUAGAUGAGCCUAGCUGCUCGUAAACUCGGUUCGACUUGGCUCGCUUAAACUCAAUUUGGUUUUGGUUCGAAAAAUAAAUAAGCUGUUUAUGAACACAAUAAUCUAGUCGUAUAUUAAAUAAGACGUAGUUGUAUAAACUUGGUUCAGCUCGUUCAAAGCUUGUGAGCUUGGCUUGUAAAAAUUCGACUUGACUUGUUUGGCUCAAA